AUGGAGAUGUUGGAGACAAUGGAGACGGAUAACUCGAUGAGCAUAAGGGAGCUCAAUGAAAAAAUGAGCAAUGAUCCAGAUUUGAGUGCAGUCAAUUUGGAUGUUCUAACAUCAAAUGGAUUUGAACCGUUUGUCCUCGAGUUCCCAAAUGCGGAAAAGAGGAGUGUAUGGGAAGCAACAUUCAAAGAUGCAAAGAUUACACUGGCAAAACAUUUGAUUGCGGCUCCUAGUUGGAGUCUCAAGACUAUUAUUGCACAUCAAACGAGACCAGGAUUACAGCUAUGCACUGCUACAGUAGUCCCUGGAAAACGUGUGGACAGUACUCCGUUCCUCUGGGUUUGUGCGAGUGAUAAAUUCAGUGGACAAGUCGCUGUGAUGGCGUUGGAUUCUGGAGAUAUCACUAUUGAAACUUGUUCAGCUAUUGGGAAUGCAGCAGUUACUGCAAUGUGUACAGUACCUCCGCCAACAAGACCGAGAAAACGAAAAAUCAAGUCUCAAAAGUCGCUCGAACAAAUGCAAAAAGAAUCAAUAAUGGAUAUAAAUAGUAGUGGAUCAGAUACAGAAUCAUCAUCAGACGAGGGAACAUCAACUGCUGGACAAACAACUGUAUGGAUUGGAAAUGACGAUGGAGAAGUGUUUGUAGUAAAUUCCACUGAAAGAAUACGGUCAAGAACACGAGAUAGAUUAGCUAGAUUACGGAAUAGUGUUACUUCAAUGUGUGCAGCAAACGGCAAUGUUUUAGUAGCAACUUCAUAUUCAAAUCAAGUGCAAUUACUUCUGUUUCGACCCGCUUCGGAUGGUGGAUGGGAUUUAGAAAAUCCUCAGACUGUUGGACACGUCUGUCAAGCACCGAUUACUAAUAUGCAACAAAUCGGAAAACGUGUUAUCAUCGCUAGUGGAAAUUCAUUACAUGCAUUUUUCAUGGACACUGGAAAAUUUCAGCCUCCUGUUGAAAUUCUUCCAUCUUCUGAUGUAAUAACACUCAUGAACGUCACCGGUCAACAUGUAUUUUUGAGCGGGAGAAAAUCAACUGAAAUCUACGUCGUCGAUGUUUUCGAACUAUCAGUUCUCAAUCAUUUUAACGUAACUUCAUUCGUUCGUUCUCAAUUAUCAGGCAGAGAACAUAUUCUUCGAGAGCAUAAGAUGGGAUGUCUUCGGGUGUCUUGUCUAACAGUUGCGAGGCAUCAUCUAUGGAUUGGUACCUCUGCUGGUUUCGUGUUAUCGACUUCUAUUCAAGCAGCAAAAUCGAAUCCAACCCCUGAUCUUCGAGUGUGUGAAAUCGGUCACAGUGGACCCUGCCGAAUUCUUCUACCAGUACAAACUCCAACACAUUCCAAUAAUCCGUCACGGAAACAAAAACGAAGUUCUCUGAAUGUUCCAACGCAACAAUCCUCACAGUUAAUGCUGGUAAGCUGUGGAGAAGGUUUAGACGAUGGAACUGCAACACAAGAUCCAUCGACAGAUGCAAUCAAUCAUUUGAUAUUUUGGAAAUUUUCAUGA
Messenger RNA from Caenorhabditis remanei, 1500 nucleotides. RefSeq lists its product as uncharacterized. The transcript is spliced from 7 exons. Gene Ontology annotation, biological process: actin cytoskeleton organization. Lineage: Eukaryota; Metazoa; Nematoda; Chromadorea; Rhabditida; Rhabditidae. The record is from RefSeq and is a predicted model, not a curated record. Gene Ontology annotation, molecular function: guanyl-nucleotide exchange factor activity. Bases 1 to 1500 code for a protein of 499 amino acids.